Messenger RNA from Daucus carota subsp. sativus, 1295 nucleotides. RefSeq names its product (S)-8-oxocitronellyl enol synthase CYC2-like. The coding region runs from base 54 to 1178 and encodes 374 amino acids. The transcript has a single exon. NCBI's taxonomy places the organism in Eukaryota, Viridiplantae, Streptophyta, Magnoliopsida, Apiales, Apiaceae. The record is from RefSeq and is a predicted model, not a curated record.
UGUUUUAUAUCAUAUUCCAUACUCAGAAAAGCAUAGUUUCUUGUGCACUAAAUAUGGCCUUUAAAGAUUUAACAGAUCCCAACAGGAAUGUUGCUUUGAUCUUCGGAUCAACAGGGCUUGUAGGCAGGGAACUAGCCAGAAGGCUACUUUCGCGAGGUGGCUGGAAGGUUUAUGGCGUUGCCAGAAGUGCGGAUGUGACAAACAUCCAGGACUCGAACUACCAGUUUAUCAGCUGUGACCUUCUUGAUUCUACGGAUACCAGGGAUAAGCUGUGUUCUUUACACGACGUGACUCAUAUUUUUUGGAUCACUUGGGCUAGUCAGUUUCCUUUGGACAGCAGAGAAUGCUGUGAACAGAACAAAGCUAUGAUGUCUAAUGCACUGAAUGCUCUCCUCCCAAUAGCCAAGUCACUAAAGCAUUUCUCACUUCAGACUGGUGUUAAGCAUUACAUUUCAUUAAAAGGGGCUUCCAAUGGUAAUGAAGGACAUUACUACGAUGAAGAAUGCCCGAGAUUGAGUUCUGAAAAUAAUUUCUACUACACACUUGAGGAUUUGCUGAAAGAGACAUUAGGAGGUAAAGUUGCUUGGUCUGUCCAUCGGCCUGGACUGAUACUGGGAAGUUCACAGAGGGCAGUGUACAAUUUUAUGGGGAGUUUGUGUGUUUACGGGGCAAUCUGUAAGCAUUUGAAUCUCCCAUUUAUGUUUGGAGGGACAAGGGAAUGCUGGGAAGAGAUGUGCAUCGAUGGCUCAGAUGUCCGGUUAGUGGCUGAACAGCAGAUAUGGUCUGCAACAAAUGAUGCAUUACUGUCAACUGAUGGUCAGGCCUUUAAUGCCAUCAACGGACCUCGUUUCACGUGGAAGCAGAUAUGGAAAAAAAUCGGCCUCAAAUUUGGAGCAGUGGUGCCAGAUGACAUGUUUUCUGAGGAUUUCAUGUUCUCAACAGCAAUGGCUGAUAAGGGCGCAGUCUGGAAGGAAAUAGUUGCAAAAGAAGGAUUAAUUGGAACAGAAAUGGAGGAUUUGGCCAACUUCCAAUUUAUGGAUCUUUUGUUUCGUUGCCCUACUAAGAUGCUCGCCACACGGGACAAGGCCAACAGGCUUGGCCUAAAGGACAUGUACGAAACCUUAGAUUCGAUACUCUACUGGGUAGAUGAUAUGAGAAGGGACAAAUUGAUUCCCUGAAAUAAGGAAUUACCUGAAGGAGAAUGUGGUGCACCAUAUACUAGUUCUAGUUGUAGCAUUAAAAAAGAAGUCAAAGUUGUAAAAUCAAAGGUCGUAACAAUAAAUUAUUUAGUAGAA